AUGACAGCGUUGCAUGUGGCGUGUGGUGCAGAGAGCCGAUCGCUUGCUAUUGUCAAGUGGCUGGUCGAGGCCGGGGCGGCGGCGGUGGAAGCAAGGUCGGAGAAGGGCAUCACCCCGCUACACGUGGCGGCCAUCCACGGGCGGCCGGAGGUGGUGCGGUGGCUGGUGGAGUCUACAGGCGCACGUGUGGAUACGGUGGAAGAAAACUCGCGGACGGCGCUGGCGCUGGCAUGCGUCAUGGGCCAGAUUGAAGUUGUGCGGUGCAUCAACUCGCUGUCCGCCACGCGGUCGCUGCAGAUCGAUGACCGGAUCGGGCGGCACGGGCGAGCCAGCUUCACGAGGCUGCGGCUGGUGGACAUGUGUAUCUCAUACAGUACCUCGUAG
This is a messenger RNA of Thecamonas trahens ATCC 50062, 384 nucleotides long. RefSeq lists its product as uncharacterized. NCBI's taxonomy places the organism in Eukaryota, Apusomonadida, Apusomonadidae. Gene Ontology annotation, molecular function: protein binding. The record is from RefSeq and is a predicted model, not a curated record. The coding region runs from base 1 to 384 and encodes 127 amino acids. The transcript has a single exon.